Molecule: messenger RNA, 629 nt
Organism: Raphanus sativus (radish)
Lineage: Eukaryota; Viridiplantae; Streptophyta; Magnoliopsida; Brassicales; Brassicaceae
Product: probable histone H2AXa
Exons: 2
Coding region: 96-524 (142 amino acids)
Cellular component (GO): nucleosome
Molecular function (GO): structural constituent of chromatin; protein heterodimerization activity; DNA binding
Source: RefSeq, a predicted model, not a curated record
ACCCUAGAGAAAGCACUCGACAUCUUUCCCUCUGUUCUCAGACUUCACCUACUUUCUAUUAAGACAUCUGCGAAAGUCUCUUCUACAAUUUGACGAUGAGCACCGGCGCAGGAAGCGGAACGACCAAAGGUGGAAGAGGAAAGCCAAAGGCCACCAAGUCCGUCUCUCGUUCGUCCAAGGCCGGUCUUCAGUUCCCUGUCGGAAGAAUCGCCAGAUUCCUCAAGGCGGGAAAAUACGCCGAGCGCGUCGGCGCCGGAGCUCCGGUCUAUCUCUCCGCCGUUCUCGAGUACCUCGCCGCCGAGGUGUUGGAGCUUGCUGGAAACGCGGCGAGGGAUAACAAGAAGACGCGUAUCGUGCCGAGGCACAUUCAGCUCGCGGUGAGGAACGAUGAGGAGCUGAGUAAGCUACUGGGAGCCGUGACGAUUGCUAACGGAGGUGUGUUGCCGAACAUUCAUUCGAACCUUUUGCCUUCCAAGGUUGGGAAGAACAAAGGAGACAUUGGAUCUGCUUCCCAGGAGUUUUGAGUUUCAAUCAAACCUUCUGCUUUGUUGUUCUUUUGUUUGUCGGAUUACCCUUUGUAAAAUAUCCAACUAUGUUUUGAAGCUAAUGGAAAUGUUUCGAUGAUAUAA